UGCAUUUCUCACAGCUCUCACCAGAAAAGAAAAGAAAAAAAAUACAGCAUUCUCCAUACAUCAAAGAUUGCACUUCUAGAGAGAGAGAGACACUGACUUUGUUCCCCAAAGGCAUGGCACUUCAAGUUUCAUUAUCGUCUUCAUCGAUGUUGUCGACUCCGAGCAGCGGUGGUAGUUCAAGGUCAGUAUCUCAGUCAGUAGUUGUAGCAGAUCAUUUGAAAUUUUCCACUGGAGGCCAAAGAAUUUCUAAGGUCUUUAAAAGUGUAUCCUUGAGGAAUUCUGAGAACAGAAGAGGGGCUAGAGUUUUUACUGUACAAUCGAGUUUAGACAUAGCAAGUCCUGUUGUUGGUCAAGUUACUGAGGUUGAUAAGGAUACUUUCUGGCCACUUGUUAAAGGUGCUACCGCUGAAGAUAAGAUUGUUGUUCUUGAUAUGUACACUCAAUGGUGUGGCCCUUGUAAGGUUAUGGCUCCGAAAUUCGCUAAACUAGCUGAGAAGUAUCUAGAGGUCGUCUUUAUGAAGCUUGAUUGCAACAAUGAAAACAGGCCAUUAGCAAAGGAGCUUGGUAUAAAGGUGGUCCCAACGUUCAAGAUCUUCAAGAACAACGAGGUUGUAAAAGAAGUCACAGGGGCCAAGUUUGACGACCUUGUCAAAUACAUUGAGGAUUUUAAAUAGUCUCUAUCCUCCUAACACUUACUUUGUUUUCGUAUUUAUCAAUUGUUCAUAAGGAAUUGUGUACCCCCAUUACAGAAUAAAUUUAUUACUUUGUUGUUAUAAAUUUCUUCCAGACCAAUUCAUACCU
Messenger RNA from Papaver somniferum (opium poppy), 801 nucleotides. RefSeq names its product thioredoxin F1, chloroplastic-like. Lineage: Eukaryota; Viridiplantae; Streptophyta; Magnoliopsida; Ranunculales; Papaveraceae. The transcript is spliced from 3 exons. The coding region runs from base 114 to 674 and encodes 186 amino acids. The record is from RefSeq and is a predicted model, not a curated record.